ACUGCCCCGGAACCCACAGGGGCAGGCAGCUGGGGGUAGGGGGGCGGCCCUGGAGUAGGGGCUGUGGCGGUACGAGGGGACUCGGCUGCGGUGACUGCGGGGCUGACGAGAAACUACUAACGUUCUUGUGGAACCAAAGUAGAAUUUAUAAGAACGUAAUGGAUGGAGAAGAGAAAACCUAUGGUGGCUGUGAAGGCCCUGAUGCCAUGUAUGUCAAAUUAAUAUCCUCUGAUGGUCAUGAAUUUAUUGUAAAAAGAGAGCAUGCACUAACAUCAGGAACAAUAAAAGCCAUGUUGAGUGGCCCAGGUCAGUUUGCUGAAAAUGAAACCAAUGAGGUCAAUUUUAGAGAGAUUCCCUCACACGUGCUAUCAAAAGUAUGCAUGUAUUUUACCUACAAGGUUCGCUACACUAACAGCUCCACCGAGAUUCCCGAAUUCCCAAUUGCACCUGAAAUUGCACUGGAACUGCUGAUGGCUGCGAACUUCCUAGAUUGUUAAAUAAAAUAAAUUAUAAUAAACUGUUAAUUUUUUUCAGUAUUUAAUACCUGUAGUUCAGUUAGUAAUUUUUUCAUAUAUAGCAUGUUGCCUGUAUGCAAUUGAACUACAAAUUUAAUUGCAAAGCAGAUUUUCUUCUGUUCUUUUGCAUAGCAAUCAGUUGAAACUUGUUUCCUACAUCAACAAAUUAAGGACAUUUUCACAAACUGAGAAAUAAACAAUUAUGCCAAUUUGUAGGUGGUUUUUGCUUAUCCUUUGGAUGUGACUUUUAAAAUUAGAACAAUAAAUGUUGAAAUGUAGGCAUAAACAAACAUGUUCUACAGGUAAAUAAUGGGGCUAUGUAUUUUUGUUUUUAGUGGUUUUUUUAAAAAACUUAUUCUGAUCUAUAGCCACUGAUAGCAUUACUAGAGUUAUGCAAAUAAUUACAUAAUAAACAUGUUUAUAACUUAGCCAAAAAUUGAUUUUUAUAAUUCCAAGAAUGAGAGUGGAAAUUUCUUAUGUGUUUUUUGAUAAACUGCAGUAUUAUUUAAGUGUAUCUUGUGUUUUGUUUAUUGCUACAGUUAUAAGAUCUUUAUUUAAAAACAAUUUUGGAAGAUCACUAGGUACAACCUUAGUAACUGUUUGAACUGUAAGCCAGAUGGUCAAUAGGUAAACUUCAUGACUUAGAUCCUGUUCAUUGUGCAUUUGGGGCAAUCCAAAGUACUGUACUUUCAUUGACUUUAAAGCUUCCUUUGCAGUUUUCAUUCUUCAUAGUUCCUUAUGAAUAUACGUCCCCUUGUUUAAAAUAUUCAUUAUGAGUUUUAUCUAGAUAUUAAAGCUAGACUUUUCUGAAUAAUACCAGUCUUCCUCCAUCAAAUGUUAUAAAAUAUGAAAAAUGUUGAGCGAUGUAAAAAAUCUUAUAAUACACUUAGAGUACAUGAAUUAUAUAUUAAUUAAAGUAUGUUCCUAUAAAUGUGGUACCUUAAUCAGUGGGUCUUACAAAGUCAGACUUAUAAGGAAGUCAUUCAACUUUUAAGCAGACAGCAUGAGAAACUAUGACAGCAUCUUGACUUAGGCUUGGUAGAAGAAUCACUGAAGUUGGGUUUAGUAUUGACUGUUCUAGUACAACAAAGCUGUCAUUUUGAGGUCUAUAAACGUAAAUAUUCAGCUUAUUGUUAAGAUUAGCUUAAUAUAGACCAGAUUUUCUGUAAAACUACAAAAAAAACAAGAUGGUUUUUCCUCUUA
Sciurus carolinensis (gray squirrel) is the source of this 1718-nucleotide messenger RNA. RefSeq names its product elongin C (gene Eloc). Gene Ontology annotation, biological process: ubiquitin-dependent protein catabolic process. The record is from RefSeq and is a predicted model, not a curated record. Gene Ontology annotation, cellular component: elongin complex. The transcript is spliced from 4 exons. Gene Ontology annotation, molecular function: protein-macromolecule adaptor activity. Lineage: Eukaryota; Metazoa; Chordata; Mammalia; Rodentia; Sciuridae. Bases 159 to 497 code for a protein of 112 amino acids.